CACGUUUUAGACCAGUUUUGAGCACGCUGUAUCUUUUGACAGAAGCAAGGGUCUCGUGGCGCAGGGGUAGCGGCUUCGGCUGCCGAUCCCGAUGAUGCUAUGAGACGCGGGUUCGAUUCCCGCCUUAUCCACUGAGCUUCUAUCGGAUGGUGAAGUAAAACGUCGGUCCCGGUUUCUCCUGUCUCGUCAGAGGCGCUGGAGCAGAAAUCCCACGUUAGAGGAAGGCCAUGCCCCGGGGGGCGUAGUGCCAAUAGUUUCGUUUUAAGAUAGCACAAUACUUUUUUCGGGAAAGUUUUAGAGAAUUUUCUCAAUUUUAUCACUAUUGUGUUGGUUUGAAAAAUUUAGUGGAAAAUAAAAAUGAUAAAAAUAUAAAUAUAAAAAAGAGGGUUUUUUUCAUACUAAUUCCCAUACAAAAUUGAAAUGCAAUGCGCAAAGUGUGGACGCAAUCAAUCGCUCCCAAAUUUCGGGGAGUUGUUUAAGGGCCUAAAAGCAACAGAAAAAAAAACAUGUUCUGAAAAAUCGACCACCUCGAGCCAUCCUAGUGGUCAUGCCAUGUAAUGCAAACAGCCGAAGGUAAAUUUUAUUUUUUAUUUUGUUAUAAGUUAACUUUUUUACUUUUCGCUGUUUGCACGCGCCAACAGGUGCAUGUCGGCAUUAUAAUCCGAUGUAAUACGGAAAGAAAUUGUACAACCUGUGGUAUGCAGGAUCAGAUAGAACCAUGACAUGUGAUAGUUUCCAUUGGUAUAAAAGCAUCACAGAAGCUGGCCCUCAUCAUAAUGCUCCGGAUCUGGUGUAACUGCUACCCAAUGGAACCAAAGCUGGUGCCUUUGUGGAUUCUGCUCGCGUCAAAGAGUUUCGUCGCUCCGUUUCAGUACGUCUUCGAGGGAUGCAAACUAAGUGAAGCAACAGUUUUGGCGGAAAGCACGCUUCGGGUUCGUAAACUAAACAGGACAGUGGCCGGCCUUUACGGGAACUUUACGCUUAAGCUGGAUCUUGACGAAAGCUUCACGACAUCGAUCCAGCCCUUCCAUAGUCCACUGGGAAACAACCAGUUCAACCGGUACCCGAUGAAGGUCGGACCGGUUGGGCUGCGCGAUUUCGUGGACAAAUUCUGGGACGACUACCAUCCGUUCUUCGCCAAGUAUGUGAUCGAUAUUCCGAGUCCGGGCGAAUGUCCCAUAAGUGCUCGGACAAUGGUUUUCAACGAUAUGCAGCUGGCGGGGGAACUGUUUCCACCGUACGUUCCGACCGGACUGUGGAAGCUGGAGUGGAUCAUGGAGAGCGGGGAGGUUCGGUUCCAGCUUGAAACUUUGAUUAAGGUUUACGAGGAUGGGUACUUUUGAA
This is a messenger RNA of Culex pipiens pallens (northern house mosquito), 1344 nucleotides long. RefSeq lists its product as uncharacterized. The record is from RefSeq and is a predicted model, not a curated record. The transcript has 2 exons. NCBI's taxonomy places the organism in Eukaryota, Metazoa, Arthropoda, Insecta, Diptera, Culicidae. The coding region runs from base 777 to 1343 and encodes 188 amino acids.